Messenger RNA from Porites lobata, 2464 nucleotides. Lineage: Eukaryota; Metazoa; Cnidaria; Anthozoa; Scleractinia; Poritidae. The record is from the annotation of a GenBank genome assembly.
AUGGAUAAUGAUGACGAUGAUGAGAUGAUAUAUGAUGAUGAUGAUGAUGAUGAUGAUGAUGAAAAUGAUAGUCGUGAAAAUUAUUAUUGAUAAUUUAUUAUUAAUUCCGCGUAGUACCGGUUCAUGUUGGUAUACCAAUUUCACGGCAAAUCAAUGAUAUUCUUUUAGAAAACUUGCUGCUUUAUUUUGUUAAUCAUUUUCUUAUGCUAUAACUGGUAUUACAGUAUUAGCCUUAUUUGCAUAAGAAAAAUAAGGAAUUCUCUAUGAAAAUAAGGUCAACAUCAGCCUCGCGUUCAAUAAAAGACUAGCUAGUUUUUUUUGUCUAUUCUGUUCAAAUUGUUCCCUGCUAGCACAGGCCCUUUCUUGCCUGGUACUUCGCCCGGAGGACGGAAAAGAGACUCAAGAAACGGUCAAUAAACACUACAAGGAAAAUGCGUUUUGUGCAAAGGACCGUGGACGAGCGUGGGCGGCGGCUUCAUAGUUGUCUGUCUCGGCCCUUGGCAGAGGUCGAGUCCUUUCCUCCCUCCCGCCGAAUACCAGGAAGAAGAGGUCUCUGUUUGCAGGGAAUUCAAAAUAUCUCCUAAAGUUGAAAAAGGGGUUGUCGUCAAUAAAGCAAAUCAAAAAUAAGAAUACGGACAAGCAAGUCUACUUUGACAGCUUAAAAGGUGUACCACGUACUCAUACCAGCUCCAACGUAAGGCCUUUAUUCAUUUAUAAUUUGUUUAUUAUUUAUUUAUUUAUCCUUUUACUUAUUUUCAUUUAACAGCUCGUUCAAUAAAUUGUGAUUGAAACUUUUUUCUUUCAGGGAGAGAACACAACUUUAUGAAAUUCAGCAAUUCACUAAUUGAUUCGCUUGGAACCCCUUACGAUUACCGUAGUGUAAUGCAUUACUCAGAGAACGCAUUCUCUAAGAACGGAUUACCCACAAUAUUGGUUAAACAGGAAGGGGUGUGUGUACGGUACAUUAUAAGAUUAUUUACAUAUCACUAGAACAAUCUCCAUACCAUUAUUUUUUGUUUUCAAAAUCGAGCUAGCGUUUACCUGAUUUCUAUAGGCCAGGCCAGUUUCGAAGAUCACGGCCAUAUUUAUCGUAGAUUUAUUCACGUGAACUCGAGUUAAUAAUACCUGCCUUGGUGGAUAAAUCUUUAUACAAAGUGCACCUUGCGAAAUCUUGGUAUGAACUUUUGAAAACUGCAAUCAAAAGGCCACGAAAUCGACAUAAAAUCACACUUAACUAAAAUGCACAAAAAACAAUUAAGUUAAUUGUUGGCUUCACACUAGAAGCGAAGUUGUAUGUUCUAGUAUGUUCUAUCACUGAUACUAUCUGAGAUUCUAUUUCCUCUCUUGCUGCUGCCGAUUAUCUAAACGUGACCCGCGGUGUCCAACAAGAAAGCUCUUGCUCUUGGACACUUUACACGGAUGAACUUAAUGUAUUUUAUCUUAACGAUUAUUUAUCAGCUACUUAUGUUUUCCUACUUACGUACACUAGUGUAAAUUCCUCAGUAUAUAGUGUGAGACGGAAAGAAAGAAAGUAGUUUUACGUGAAUUUGAUUCUUUUCUAGCCAUUUCGUUAGAAGAAAAUUUCCAGAUUGACUCCCUUUUUUAACUUCCCGCUUAAUAUUACUGUUAAAAAGCGAAAACGGAAACAAACACAAACAAAAUUUAAUCUAGUUCCAGAAAAUCAUUGGACAGCGAGAUGGCUUAAGUGCUAAAGAUGCAGAUCAGGCAAACAAACUGUACAAACAAUAUGGUAUGUAUAAUAAUUAUCAUAAAUUAUUCGUAAACAGUGCAAUUAUCUCUGGACAAUUCUUACUCAUGGCGACCCUAACGUGACAAGGAAUUAAAGGAAAAAUCAUAUUUAUAAAUCAUAUCUAUAUGUGUGAUUACACUUACGUGUCUAGCUAUAUCAUGAUAACGGAUCGUUUUCUGUUUUUCCUUACCUAUUAACUAAACUUCCUAAACUUCCUAUUUGAUACAAGUAGCUCACAAAUUGAUAAGGAGGAGAGCUUUGCACAUGCAUUUGAAUUCAUAAGAAUGCAAAAACAAUCGAUCAAGGGGAUCAUUUUCCCAUAUCAAACAACUCAUUUAUCAGCAUUCGUUAAUUUGAGAAGGAGCUGAAGGUAAAAAUUACCAUGUCAUAGUCAGUGAAAAUGGGUUAUUAACCUACGUACACUUUUGGUCUCCCCCAAAUACCGGAAGGACGCUAUGUAUAUUGUGCUACGGAGAGGCUCUUGGGAAGCGGAAGCAAGGCCAAAGACAUAUUAAUCAAGUUCAUAUAUAUGUGUUACGCAAACGGCAUACUGCUAGAAUAAAUUUUUGGCUUUAAAUUUAUAUUUCUGAAGGUGUUGCCGGAGGAGUUAAGGUAACAACACCACCAGCGGUGACUGGAAUUCCCACAACUAUCACCGACCACCGUAAGUGCACCUGUUAUGUCCCAUGUAAGAGAAUCCGGAUUCCAGAAUAG